AAAAAGUCAUUAAAAUGAAUUCCAUCUACGUCUAUUCUUUACAGGAAGAUACGGACUCCACCACACAUAAAUUCACGUGGCCUACCACCACCGAAGUAGAAGAUGUUACAGCGGAAGAAAAAGAUACCGAUCUGAAUCGGAAUUUAUCUAAAUCUUCUGAUGAUGUUUCGUAUAACAAAGGAACAAAGCACAGUACAAGAUCAUCAGUAGUGUCAUCAGCACCUCCUUUGAACCAACAACAUUCAGCAGGAUUUUCAAAUACGUUCAUGGCAUAUCCGAAUAAUCAGUGUGGAUAUGGCUUAAAUGGUGGUAUGAUGGCAUCAAUGUAUCCGACUCCAUAUCCAUCCUACAUGUCUUACCAAAUGGGUACACAAUUUGGAGAAAACAUGGCAAGCUCUCCUGUGUAUCAUAAUUUGUACAAUAACGAGUGCAAAACAUAUGAAGAAAUGCAGUCUUUUAGAAAUGCUAUGAAGACUUACCGAGAUUAUCAACAGGCAACUUGGCCAUCCCAUACUAGGACAUCCCUUUUGAGAUGUAGUCGAUUUUGGCAGGACCUAAUAUUGAAUGAAAACUAUUGAAGUCUAUUGAACAUAGAAAACAUCCGAUUGUGAAAGUGGAAGAUUUUUAAACACAUCAUUAUAUUGUACAUACAACACAUACACAUAAAUAAAACGUUUUA
Cimex lectularius (bed bug) is the source of this 679-nucleotide messenger RNA. RefSeq lists its product as uncharacterized. Gene Ontology annotation, cellular component: nucleus. The transcript is spliced from 10 exons. Gene Ontology annotation, molecular function: DNA binding; zinc ion binding. Gene Ontology annotation, biological process: positive regulation of DNA-templated transcription. NCBI's taxonomy places the organism in Eukaryota, Metazoa, Arthropoda, Insecta, Hemiptera, Cimicidae. Bases 15 to 578 code for a protein of 187 amino acids. The record is from RefSeq and is a predicted model, not a curated record.